This is a messenger RNA of Pygocentrus nattereri (red-bellied piranha), 3803 nucleotides long. It is a transcript of the gene usp5, whose product is annotated as ubiquitin specific peptidase 5 (isopeptidase T). Gene Ontology annotation, biological process: protein deubiquitination. The transcript is spliced from 20 exons. Lineage: Eukaryota; Metazoa; Chordata; Actinopteri; Characiformes; Serrasalmidae. Bases 232 to 2793 code for a protein of 853 amino acids. The record is from RefSeq and is a predicted model, not a curated record. Gene Ontology annotation, molecular function: protein binding; zinc ion binding; cysteine-type deubiquitinase activity.
UGUUUACGGUCCAAACAGCGGAGCGGAGCGGAUCCUGUAGCGCCUCGGUGGCCUUGAAUGGAGCGGAGCGCCGGACUGAGAGCAGCUCGCUGAGGGGAGAGAAGCAGAGGAACAGAGGGGGCUGCAGAGAAGCCGGACACCGGGACUGUGGAGAUCGCGGUCUGGGAGCGAAAAGACGAGCAGGCCGGACGAGCGGUGUGAGAUUAAAGCGGCGCAGUGAUCGAGGAAGAGAUGGCGGAGGUUAGCGAGGUGUUGAUGUCAGUCCUGUCCACAGUGCGGGUGCCCAGGCCCGGGGACCGAGUCCAUAAGGACGAGUGCGCCUUCUCCUUUGCCUCCCCGGAGAGCGAGGGCGGCUUGUAUGUUUGCAUGAACAGUUUCCUCGGCUUUGGGGGUCAGUUUGUGGAGAGACACCACGCCCGAACUGGACAGAGGGCCUAUCUGCACAUCACCCGCACCCGCAAGGCUCAGAAAGAGGAUGACAACAGUUCCGGUUCAGGUGACCCACCAAAGAAGAAGCCCACUCGACUGGCCAUAGGUAUCGAGGGCGGGUUCGACGUCGAGCAGGAGCAGUAUGAGGAAGACGUCAAGGUCGUCCUUUUUCCGGACAGACAGGAAGUGACAUCAGAGGACCUGGCUACCAUGCCUGACGUAGUGAGAGAGAGGGUGUCUCUGUCGAUGGCAGGGUUGCUGGCUGCAGACUCGGUGUCUCACGCUCUGCAGGUGCAGCAGUGGGACGGUGAAGUGCGGCAGGAGUCCAAACACGCAGCUGAGCUCAAACAACUCGACAACGGAGUCAAAAUCCCUCCCAGUGGGUGGAGGUGCGAGGUGUGCGACCUGCAGGAGAAUCUGUGGAUGAACUUGACCGACGGGAAGGUCCUGUGUGGUCGGAGAUAUUUUGAUGGCUCAGGGGGCAAUAACCACGCCCUUCAGCACUUCCAGCAGACCGGAUACCCGCUGGCUGUCAAACUGGGUACCAUUACGCCGGAUGGAGCUGACGUCUAUUCAUAUGAUGAAGACGACAUGGUGUUGGACUCGAAGCUGGCGGAGCACCUCUCUCACUUUGGCAUUGAUAUGAUGACCAUGGAGAAGACGGAGCGCACUAUGACGGAGUUGGAAAUCGCAGUGAACCAGCGUGUGGGCGAGUGGGAGGUGAUCCAGGAGUCUGGUGCCACUCUGAGGCCACUGUGGGGCCCCGGGCUCACAGGCAUGAAGAACCUGGGGAACAGCUGCUACCUCAACUCCGUCAUGCAAGUGCUCUUCACCAUCCCCGACUUCCAGGAAAAAUACGUCUCCAGCUUUGAGAAGAUUGUAGAUGAAGCUCCAAGUGACCCCACGCAGGACUUUAAAACACAAGUAGCAAAACUGGGCUAUGGUGUACUCUCGGGAGAAUACUCUAAGCCUACUCCUGACCCGGGGGAUGACCCCAGCGCAUCCUCUGAACCCAGGGGGGACCAGGUUGGAAUAGCGCCUCGCAUGUUCAAAGCCCUCGUGGGGCGGGGCCACCCUGAGUUUUCCACCAAUCGGCAACAAGAUGCCCAGGAGUUCCUCCUUCACUUCAUUAACAUGGUGGAGCGGAACUGCCGGUCCGGCGCGAACCCGUCUGAAGCAUUCCGGUUCCUGGUGGAGGAGAGGAUCGUGUGCCAGCAGUCUCAGAAGGCCAAGUACACCCAGCGAGUGGACUACAUAGUUCAGCUACCUGUGCCCAUGGACCAGGCCACCAACACGGAUGAGUUACAGGAGGCUGAGCGUUUACGUGAGGAAGCGGAAGCAUCCGGGAACCCUCCGCCUGCAGCUCCUCGCGCUCGAAUCCCGUUCUCUGUCUGCUUGGACGCUCUGAGCGAACCCGAAACGCUCACGGACUUCUGGAGCUCUGCAGUGCAGGGCAAGACCACUGCCACCAAGACCACACGCUUUGCUUCGUUCCCCGACUAUCUUGUCAUCCAAAUUAAGAAGUUUACUUUUGGCCUGGACUGGGUCCCUAAGAAACUGGAUGUUAGCAUUGAUGUUCCUGAUACACUGGACCUGAGCGCACUCCGUGGGACUGGACAGCAGCCGGGGGAGGAGCUUCUGCCAGAGGUGGCCCCGCCCCCUCUCAUGACCCCUGACGUGGAGGUCAAAGGUAUCCUGGGUUCCCGCGGCAACGAGGAGGACGACUCUCUCUACUCCCCACUGCUGUCUCCGGUGCUUGACGACUCCACUGUAUCUCAGCUCUGCGAGAUGGGCUUUCCUAUGGAGGCCUGCAGGAAGGCAGUGUAUUAUACAGGCAACACUGGCAUUGACGCUGCUAUGAAUUGGGUGAUGGGCCACAUGGACGAUCCAGAUUUCUCCGCCCCCUUCGUGUUGCCUGGCUGUAGCUCUGCCCCUGGGUCCACACCCACAGAAAGCGCCUCAGAAGAGCACCUGGCGACCAUCGUUUCCAUGGGAUUCAGCAGAGACCAAGCUUCGCGUGCUCUCAGAGCUACUAGUAAUGUCCUGGAACGGGCAGUGGACUGGAUCUUCUCGCACCUGGAUGAUCUAGAGUCUAUGGAGGUGUCGGAAGGGGGGCGCUCCGAGGGAGGCAGCGAAGCCAGCCGUGAUCCCCCACCCGGACCACGUGUCCGAGACGGACCGGGAAAGUAUGAGCUGUUUGCUUUUAUCAGUCACAUGGGCACGAGCACAAUGUGUGGUCACUACGUCUGCCACAUCAAAAAGGACCAACAGUGGGUAAUCUUCAACGAUCAAAAAGUGUGUGCCUCUGAGAAACCACCGAAGGACCUGGGCUACCUGUACUUCUACAGGAGAGUGGCAGAAUAGAAGACUUUACACGUACAAACAAACACCUCUGUCUUAGCUGCUGAGGGGGGCCGGCGUGGGGCGUACUCAAGCUUCUCAACUGACACAACACUUUAUUAUUAUUUUUUUUUUAUUAUUUUUUUUUUUUUAUUUGUUUUCGGGGGAAUUCAAGCACUUCUUUCUUACACAAGUACCUGUGCCAGGCAGAGGAGAGGACUAAAAGUGGAGUGAUUACACUCAGGGGGGGGUUUGCAAAGGAGUUUCUCAGGUGAGUUGGGUAAUUAAAGUCAGAAGUGAGGAUUAUACUGCAGAAACUUACAUUUUGCCAGAUGAAAACAUCUUAAAUAUUGGUAAUAUAUCUGUUUUCCAAGUAUAACAAUGCUGUAAGGAUAUCAUAGGUCGUUUUUCGGAAAGAGGCAAAGCCUAGUCUUGCGCUAAAUUGCAGGGCCAGUGGUGAACCACCAUUUGGUAGUUCUUUUGAGUCUAAGAUUAGCCUUAAUCUGGGUAUGAAAAACUGGUUAAAAUGAUCUUAUUGCACUGGCAGAUCAGUCGAUUUUGUUUAGAUUUAUUCACCUGAUCUCCUUGUAUACGCCAUGUUAUAAUAAUAAUAAUAACGAGCUUAUAAUAUUCAGUCAUAUAAGGAGAAAUAAUCGAGAUACUGCCUCUGUUUGAGAUGCUGUCACUGACCAAGGUACCGUUGUUUUUUGCAGUCUGAGGGUCGUUCCUGUUGGACAGUCCUCACUUUGGGUUUACAGUAUUUAGCUAAGUGACAGAGACCUCCUUUGUGAAGUCCCCACCCCAGUGUUAGCCGCAAGCACAGGUCAAAUACAGCGUAUAUAUGCAUGCCCUCCUCUUCUCAACCUGCUCCCGCGCUGGUUAUUGUUGUGAGGUCAUUGCUUCUAGAGCCACGUUCUUACUUCCUGCUCUCCCAUGCAUCCCAAAAACAAGAUCUCACUAAAUCACAGAGAAAAAAAAAAAUCAACAAACAUUGUAUGUUGACAGAAAGCGAAACUAAACUGGUUCUUCUGGCA